AUGGGUGAUGCCGCCAUGGCAGAGUUUGGAGUAGCAGCUUCUUUUCUGAGGAAGUCAGACAAGGAGCGUCUGGAGGCCCAGACUCGUAUCUUUGACAUGAAGAGGGAAUGUUUUGUUCCUGACCCUGAAGUCGAGUAUGUAAAGGCUACCAUCACCAGUCGAGAUGGUGACAAAGUCACUGCUGACACUGAGUUUGGCAAGACUGUUACAGUGAAGGAGAUUGACAUCCAUCCACAGAACCCACCAAAGUUCGAUAAAAUUGAAGACAUGGCGAUGUUCACCUUCUUGCAUGAGCCUGCUGUGCUAUUUAACCUCAAAGAGCGUUAUGCAGCAUGGAUGAUCUAUACCUACUCUGGGCUGUUCUGUGUGACUGUCAACCCAUACAAGGGGCUUCCAGUCUAUAACCAAGAAGUGGUUGUUGCCUACAGAGGAAAGAAGAGGAGUGAAGCUCCUCCUCAUAUCUUCUCCAUCUCUGACAAUGCCUAUCAGUACAUGUUGGCAGACAGAGAAAACCAGUCUAUCCUUAUCACUGGAGAAUCUGGUGCUGGGAAGACUGUCAACACAAAGCGUGUCAUUCAGUAUUUUGCCAGUAUCGCUGCUGUGCCAACUGGGAAGAAAGAUGCAGCUGCGGAGAAAAAGGGUACACUGGAGGAUCAAAUCAUCCAGUGUAACCCUGCUCUGGAGGCUUUUGGUAACGCCAAGACCAUCAGGAAUGACAAUUCCUCCAGAUUUGGUAAAUUCAUUAGAAUUCAUUUUGACAACAGAGGGAAAUUAGCCUCCGCGGACAUUGAGACUUACUUGCUUGAAAAGUCUCGUGUCACCUUCCAACUAAAAGCAGAGAGGGACUACCACAUCUUUUAUCAGAUUUUGUCUCAGCAAAAGCCUGAACUUCUUGAAAUGCUGCUCAUUACCAACAACCCCUAUGACUACGCAUUCAUCUCCCAAGGAGAGACAACAGUAGCCUCCAUCAAUGAUUCUGAAGAAUUGAUGGCUACUGAUGAAGCCUUUGAUGUACUGGGCUUCACUCAAGAAGAGAAGAACAGCAUUUAUAAGCUGAUUGGUGCCAUUAUGCACCAUGGUAACAUGAAGUUCAAGCAGAAGCAAAGAGAGGAACAGGCCGAGGCUGAUGGCACUGAAGAUGCUGAUAAAGUUGCAUAUUUGAUGGGCUUAAACUCUGCCGACCUAAUUAAGGGUCUCUGUCACCCAAGAGUCAAAGUAGGAAAUGAGUGGGUCACCAAGGGACAGAAUGUCGCCCAGGUAAACUAUGCAAUUGGUGCACUGUCCAAGUCAGUGUAUGAGAGGAUGUUCCUGUGGAUGGUGGUGAGAAUUAACCAAUCUCUAGAUACCAAGCAGCCUCGUCAGUACUUCAUUGGUGUACUGGACAUAGCUGGAUUUGAGAUCUUUGACUUUAACACCUUUGAGCAGCUGUGCAUCAACUUCACCAAUGAAAAACUACAACAGUUUUUCAACCACCACAUGUUUGUGUUGGAACAAGAGGAGUACAAGAAAGAGGGGAUUGAAUGGACUUUCAUAGACUUUGGCAUGGAUUUGCAGGCUUGUAUAGACCUGAUUGAAAAGCCAAUGGGUAUUAUGUCCAUCCUUGAAGAGGAGUGCAUGUUCCCAAAGGCCAGCGAUACCACCUUUAAGGCUAAGCUAUAUGACAACCAUCUGGGGAAAUCCGCCAACUUCCAGAAGCCCAGGAUUAUAAAAGGAAAACCAGAGGCCCAUUUCUCCCUGGUUCACUAUGCUGGUAUUGUUGAUUAUAAUAUCAACAACUGGCUGGUGAAGAACAAGGACCCCCUGAAUGAGACUGUUGUUACACUAUACCAGAAGUCUAAUCUAAAACUUUUAGCCAUCCUAUUUGCAAAUUAUGCAGGAGCUGAUUCAGCUCAAGACUCGGGAGCCAAGAAAGGCAGCAAAAAGAAGGGAUCAUCCUUUCAAACUGUAUCUGCUCUACACAGGGAGAACUUGAACAAGCUGAUGACCAACUUGAGGUCUACUCACCCUCACUUUGUACGCUGUAUCAUCCCAAAUGAGACCAAGACUCCUGGGGCCAUGGAGAAUCCUCUGGUGAUGCACCAACUACGCUGUAAUGGUGUGCUGGAAGGCAUCAGGAUCUGCAGAAAGGGCUUCCCCAACAGGAUCCUCUAUGGAGAUUUCAAACAGAGGUACCGUAUUUUGAACCCAAGUGCCAUCCCUGAGGGACAGUUCAUUGAUAACAAAAAGGCAUCAGAGAAACUUCUGGGUACUUUGGAAAUAGACCACACCCAGUACAGACUGGGGCAUACCAAGGUAUUCUUCAAAGCUGGGCUGCUGGGUCAGCUGGAGGAGAUGCGAGAUGACCGUCUGGCUCUAAUCAUAACAAGGCUUCAGGCAAGGUCACGAGGACUUUUGGCAAGAAUUGAGUUCCAGAAGUUGGUUGAGCAAAGAGAUGCUUUACUGGUGAUCCAGUGGAACAUUCGUGCCUUCAUGGGGGUCAAAAAUUGGCCCUGGAUGAAAAUGUACUUCAAGAUCAAACCUCUGUUGAAGUCAGCAGAAACUGAGAAGGAGAUGGCCAAUAUGAAGGAGGAGUUUUUAAAACUAAAAGAGGCCUAUGCAAAAUCUGAAGCCCGCAGGAAAGAACUAGAGGAAAAAAUGGUCUCUCUUCUCCAAGAAAAGAAUGACCUCCAACUCCAAGUUCAGGCUGAGCAAGAUAAUCUCUGCGAUGCCGAAGAAAGAUGUGAAGGGCUCAUCAAGAGUAAGAUUCAGCUGGAGGCAAAAGUCAAAGAGUUUACUGAGAGGCUAGAAGAUGAGGAGGAGAUGAAUGCUGAACUGACAGCUAAGAAGAGGAAGCUCGAGGAUGAGUGCUCUGAGUUGAAAAAAGACAUUGAUGACUUGGAGUUAACUCUGGCCAAGGUGGAGAAAGAGAAGCAUGCUACUGAGAAUAAGGUAAAGAACCUGACUGAGGAAAUGGCUGCUCUGGAUGAAAUCAUUGCCAAGCUGACCAAAGAGAAAAAAGCUUUACAGGAAGCACAUCAGCAAACGCUGGAUGACCUGCAGAGUGAGGAAGACAAAGUCAACACUCUAACCAAGGCCAAGGCUAAGCUGGAGCAGCAAGUGGAUGAUCUUGAGGGAUCCCUUGAGCAAGAGAAGAAGAUUCGUAUGGACCUUGAAAGAGCCAAGAGGAAACUUGAAGGAGACCUAAAGUUGGCCCAAGAGAGCAUUAUGGACCUAGAAAAUGACAAACAGCAACUUGAAGAAAGGCUUAAGAAGAAAGAUUUUGAAAUCAGCCAACUUGCAGCAAAAAUAGAAGAUGAACAGGCAAUGAGUGCUCAACUCCAGAAAAAAUUGAAGGAGUUGCAGGCCCGCAUCGAGGAAUUGGAGGAAGAACUCGAGGCAGAGCGAGCUGCCAGAGCCAAGGUGGAGAAGCAGAGAGCUGACUUGGCCAGAGAGCUGGAGGAGAUUAGUGAGAGGCUGGAGGAGGCUGGUGGAGCAACAGUUGCUCAGAUUGAGAUGAACAAGAAGAGGGAGGCCGAGUUCCAGAAACUCCGCAGAGACCUUGAAGAGGCCACUCUGCAACACGAAGCCACCGCUGCCACACUCAGGAAGAAACAAGCUGACAGUGUGGCUGACCUGGGGGAGCAGAUUGAUAACCUUCAGAGAGUCAAACAGAAACUGGAGAAGGAGAAGAGUGAGCUCAGACUGGAACUGGAUGAUGUGGUCUCCAAUAUGGAGCAGAUAGUGAAGGCUAAGAUCAAUUUGGAGAAAAUGUGCAGGACCUUGGAAGACCAAACAAAUGAAUAUAGAACAAAGGCUGAGGAGGGACAGCGUACUAUCAAUGACUUCACCAUGCAAAAAGCAAAGUUUCAAACUGAGAACGGUGAACUUUCACGGCAGCUUGAGGAAAAGGAGUCCCUGGUGUCUCAACUCACCAGAGGUAAACAGUCUCACACCCAGCAGAUAGAAGAUCUCAAAAGACAAUUAGAAGAGGAAAUCAAGGCCAAGAAUGCACUAGCACAUGCAGUGCAGUCUGCUCGCCAUGACUCUGACCUGCUGAGAGAGCAAUAUGAGGAAGAGCAGGAGGCCAAGGCUGAACUGCAGCGCAGCAUGUCAAAGGCUAACUCUGAGGUGGCCCAGUGGAGAACCAAGUAUGAAACUGAUGCCAUCCAGAGAACUGAGGAGCUUGAAGAAGCCAAAAAAAAGCUUGCUCAGCGUCUGCAGGAGGCAGAGGAAGCUGUUGAGGCAGUGAAUGCUAAAUGCUCUUCUCUGGAGAAGACUAAACACAGACUACAGAAUGAGAUUGAAGAUCUUAUGGUGGAUGUGGAGAGAUCUAAUUCUGCUGCUGCAGCCCUGGACAAGAAGCAAAGAAAUUUUGACAAGAUCUUGGCAGAGUGGAAGCAGAAGUAUGAGGAGUCUCAGACUGAGCUAGAAAGCUCCCAGAAGGAGGCUAGGUCACUUAGCACUGAGCUCUUCAAACUGAAAAACUCCUUUGAAGAAUCUCUAGACCAUCUUGAGACCAUGAAAAGAGAGAAUAAGAAUCUGCAAGAGGAAAUAUCUGACCUCACCGAACAAAUUGGUGAGGGUGGAAAGAGUAUUCACGAGCUUGAGAAGAUUCGAAAACAGUUGGAGCAAGAGAAGUCAGAGAUUCAGGCAGCUCUGGAGGAAGCAGAGGCAUCACUUGAGCAUGAGGAAGGAAAGAUCCUAAGAGCCCAGCUUGAGUUUAAUCAGGUGAAGGCUGACAUUGAGCGCAAGCUCACUGAGAAGGAUGAAGAGAUGGAGCAAGUGAAGAGAAAUCAACUGAGAAUUGUGGACACUCUUCAGAGCUCUCUCGAGGCUGAGACACGCAGCAGGAAUGAAGCCCUCCGCUUGAAGAAGAAGAUGGAGGGAGACCUCAAUGAGAUGGAGAUUCAGCUAAGUCAGGCCAACAGGCAGGCAGCUGAGGCCCAAAAGCAGCUGAAAUCUAUUCAUGCUCAUCUGAAGGAUGCUCAACUUCAACUUGAUAACUCUCUACGAGCCAAUGAUGAUCUUAAGGAGAACAUUGCCAUCGUUGAGAGACGUAACAACCUACUUCAGGCAGAACUGGAGGAGCUGAGGUCUGCUGUCGAGCAAACUGAGAGAGGGCGCAAGCUUGCUGAGCAAGAGCUGUUGGAUGUCAGUGAGAGGGUGCAGCUACUGCACUCACAGAACACCAGCCUGAUAAACCAGAAGAAGAAGCUGGAGGCUGAUACUUCCCAGCUUCAGACAGAGGUUGAGGAGGCACUGCAGGAGUGCAGGAAUGCUGAAGAAAAAGCCAAGAAAGCCAUUACUGAUGCUGCCAUGAUGGCAGAGGAGCUGAAGAAAGAGCAGGACACUAGCGCUCACCUGGAACGUAUGAAGAAGAACAUGGAGCAGACCAUCAAGGACCUGCAGCACCGCCUGGAUGAAGCUGAACAGAUCGCCAUGAAGGGAGGCAAGAAGCAAGUCCAGAAGCUUGAAGCUCGGGUGAGGGAACUGGAAAGUGAAGUAGAGGUUGAACAGAGGAAGGCCAGUGAGUCAAUCAAGGGAAUAAGAAAAUAUGAGCGACGCAUCAAAGAGCUAACCUAUCAGACUGAGGAAGAUCGUAAAAAUCUUUCUCGUCUACAAGAUUUGGUGGACAAACUGCAGCUCAAGGUCAAAUCCUAUAAGAGAGUUUCUGAAGAGGCUGAGGAACAGGCCAACACUAAUCUCACCAAGUUCCGUAAGCUGCAGCAUGAGCUGGAUGAGGCUGAGGAAAGGGCUGACAUUGCUGAGUCUCAGGUCAACAAGCUGCGCGUCAAGAGCCGUGAUGUGGGGUCUAAGAAAGGGCAUGAUGAGGAGUGA
This is a messenger RNA of Lampris incognitus (smalleye Pacific opah), 5817 nucleotides long. RefSeq names its product myosin-7-like. Gene Ontology annotation, molecular function: cytoskeletal motor activity; actin filament binding; ATP binding. The coding region runs from base 1 to 5817 and encodes 1938 amino acids. Gene Ontology annotation, cellular component: myosin complex. The transcript is spliced from 37 exons. The record is from RefSeq and is a predicted model, not a curated record. NCBI's taxonomy places the organism in Eukaryota, Metazoa, Chordata, Actinopteri, Lampriformes, Lampridae.